Messenger RNA from Trichoderma asperellum CBS 433.97, 1752 nucleotides. NCBI's taxonomy places the organism in Eukaryota, Fungi, Ascomycota, Sordariomycetes, Hypocreales, Hypocreaceae. The record is from RefSeq and is a predicted model, not a curated record.
ACGCCCAGUCAUCGCCUCUCUUCCAUCCAUGUCCAGCUCACCACGAAGAUUCGGGCAGUCUUGUCGAGAGGUGGCAUUCAAGAUACAUCUCCCGCAUCAACGGCCAUGGACACCCCCGACCUCUACAGCCUGUUUGAUCUUGACGGGGCCUUCAGCCUGCAGUCGGAGUGCGAUGCAUUCCUGCAAACGCCAGAAACCACCACCUCGCCCGUGGCUCAUCCAGCUCGCACUCCAGAGCAAGAUGCGAUUCCGCAACAACGCCAGAGACGAUAUGCUCCGCGAAGCCGUCAAGGCUGCCUCACCUGCCGUGCCCGCCGGAAGCGUUGCGACGCUCAUCGUCCCGUUUGUCGCACUUGCACCCGUCUCAACGCCGAAUGCCGGUGGCCGGACAAGCUUCAGAUUCCAGGAUCCAGCAGUGCAGCAAAGGCUCCAAGAAGCCGGGAUGCGGCGACUACAGCCCCCGCGGAUCUGGAACUGUUCAGUUCUCAGGCCGGCAAUGUCGACGUUGGUUGGGCAGCAGAUGCAUAUCCGACAGCAUCGACGACUGCACAUGGAAGCGUACCAAGGAUAACCGUCGUCCAGUCAUCAUCCAACUUUUUCACGUCUCUAUACAUUCCCAUGGUCUUCCAUUGCACCGGGGUCAUGGAUGCCAUCAUCGCCUGUGCUGCGGCUCAUCUUGCAAAGUCAGUACGCGAACCAGAAAAGUCCCGUGAGCUCAGCUCAAUGGCCAUCCAGCGCCAGCAGCGAGCGCGUGAGUUCAUAACAGAACAUACGGAGCGGCCCGAACGCUCAGAAUCGGGAGAGUUCACGCUUGAGGUUGUUGUCGUCCUCUUGCUCCUGAUUGGGCUAGAGACUCAAGCAGGAGGUCGAGGUCUGAGAUGGAUGCAACGGGUCAACUGCGUACGGCAAUUGCUUCAAACAUACCCAACAACGGCGGCGAAAAAAUGGAGUGCAUGGGAGAUGGAUUGCGUUCACAGACACUUUUUAUAUCACGAUGUGAUGGCUCUCAUCAUGGAGGAUGUGCUGGACCCAGACACGCGAGCGCAUCUGUUGAAUAGAAGCGGUCUCUUUAGAGACUGCGCCGCAACUCUCUCGGCACCACGGACGCAGGAUCUGUUGGGCCGGGCGGUUGCGACGGCGGCCAUCCCUCCCUUGGAAUUUCUUCAGGGCGAAAACGUCGCUCAAGGCGUUGAUUGCCUCGUUGGGUUGUCCAGGGGUUUGUUUGGCAUCAUUACUCGGCUGAGAGAUUUGCCCAGUCGAGAUUCGCAGUUCAUUGGCAUGGAUGCGCCUGAGUUUCUCAAGCUUGAAGCUGACCUUUCAAACUGGCAGUACGACGAUGAAAUGGCAUCGACUUUAGACCUCAACACCCGUUUGGAUCUGAUCGCACUUGCUGAUUGUCAUCGUCUUGCGGCGCUAAUUCUGCUCUAUCGGCGAUAUUCCAGCCGAUCGUAUUGUUUACCACAUAUAGCAUCGCAAAUCAUGUGCACUGUUUCCAGAAUAACCCCGACCAGUGCGGUGGUCUCUGUUCUGACUCCGGUUCUAUUCCUGGCUGGUGCUGAACUGAACUCUGAGGUGGACAUGACACUGUGUGUGGCGAAACUCAAGAGCAUGAGGGAGGCCAGCAAGAUGAUGAAUAUAGUCUCUGUAGAGGAAGUACUUCGAGUUUUAUGGAAAGAGCGGUUGCAGAAUAGGAUUCAAACAGAUUGGCUAGAGAUCUUGCGCGCUCGGCGAUGGACCUUUAGUCUUGGAUAA